GAGCAGAAUGACUGUGUUGAUAACAUGAGAGUGGACAGGAAAGACAGGGCGACGGGUGGUGUGUGUGUAUCAGUAUGUGGGUGAGUGUGUGUACGUGUGUGUGUGUGUGUGUGUGUGUCACACACACAAAAGUAGACGGUCAUAACUCUGCAAUAGAGCGAAGGAGCUAGAAGCUGCCGACAAACACAUUAUGAUGAAACUGUGCGCGGAUUUAAAGGCGUCUGGAUUAAGAAAUCACUUGAUCAUAAACAACAGGACAGAGCCUGGAAAUAAGAAAACUGACAAUCAUGGCAUCUCCACACACUUUGUCAUCACUGGAUAAUGUGUCACAGGAUGGCAACUCCUCUGAUCACUCUGAUCUGUCAGCAAGCUCUUUGGAGUACACAUAUCUGGUUCUGCUCGGUGUUGCGAUGGCCAUUCUCGUUCUGGCCAUAGUUUUUGGAAACGUCCUUGUAAUUUCGGCCAUCAUGCGGUUCCAGCGGCUUCAGACUGUCACCAACCUCUUCAUUGCCUCUCUGGCUGUCGCUGACCUCAUCAUGGGCUUGGUAGUCGUGCCCUUUGGGUCCAGCUAUAUUCUCCUGGAGCGCUGGCAGUUUGGAAACUUCAUGUGUGAGUUCUGGACAGCGGCUGAUGUGCUGUGUGUGACAGCCAGUAUCGAAACACUGUGCGUGAUCGCACUGGAUCGCUACCUUGCCAUCACCAUGCCGCUCCGCUAUCCAAUGCUUCUCACCAGGGGUCGGGCUUUGGCGGUGAUCCUUGGUGUGUGGGCAGUGGCCUCUCUCAUCUCUUUCCUGCCCAUUCACCUGAAGUUGUGGGUGUCACAGGACGAGCCGGCUCAACAGUGCUUGGCCGACAUGUACUGCUGUGACUUCAACACCAACACGGCAUAUGCUGUGUCCUCCUCUAUCGUGUCGUUCUACCUGCCGCUGGUGGUGAUGAUUUUCUUGUACGCCCGGGUCUUCCAGGAGGCCCAGAAACAGUUGGAGAAGAUAAGGGGGAGGAAGAAGCAUUUCUAUAAUUUACAUUAUACGGCACAUCUGGCUUAUCCUGAUGACAGUCCUGCAAUGAAUAAAUUGAGGGCAGGAGCUGGUGUGGGGACGCAAGCAGGAGAGGACAAGCUAAAUAUGCAAAAAACAGAAGGUGUGGACACAACUCAAGAAGAAGUUGGGGGAGAGAACAGAGCAAGGACGGAAAAAGGGGAAGGAAGACACUCUGCCGCCAAACGUCUGAAGUUAUGUUUGAAGGAGCACAAGGCUGUAAAAACUCUGGGGAUUAUCAUGGGAACCUUCACACUGUGUUGGCUGCCCUUCUUUAUCCUCAACAUCCUCAUGACCUGCCUCCACUUGGGUGAUAUUACGCUGCUUUUCAGACUCCUGAACUGGCUAGGUUACUCCAACUCAGCCUUCAACCCGCUCAUCUACUGCCGCAGCCCUGAUUUCAGAUAUGCCUUUCAGGAAAUACUCUGUUUGAGGGCCAAGGGAGGAGGCUGGGGAGGGAGGAGAGGAGGAUGGGUAUGUUGCAGAGAGAGAGAUUGGUACACCAAGAACUCUGGUAGGACAAAUGGGGACCUGAACGGUGUCAAAGAACUGGGCGUGCACCAGAGGUCAGGAUGGGAGGGCAGUGUGGACGGCUCUCUCCGAGACAGCCCGCUCAGUCUGGCCUCCCCUUCUUCUUCAUGUGAGCAGGUUUUAGAAGUAGCUCCAGGUUCUCUGACAAACCAGCAGGCGAACAGUUCUGCUAAUGGAAGCUGUAAGGAACAUCGGGCAUCUAUUGCUUGACCUAAUAGGAUAUAAGAAUUCACACUUAGGAGUUACCAAUGAUUUGAUGAAGCUUAUCAUAAUGUUUUGUAUGAUUGUAAGGCUGUAGCUUUGUUGUCAGUCUGUUAAAUGUGUUUCUGUCAAUGUCCGUGGGUUUUACUUGUGUUUACUGUGUCAUUUUUCUGCUGGAGUUUUCCCAAAUAACACUGUAGAUCACAACUAAAAGGUGUCACAUCGGGAUAAGCAGCGCCCAAAGCUGAGAGCAGUCCCUGAAAACAGCUCAUUACAUUAGUCCAUAUGUUUUUUUGGAGAAACCCCCUAAAUUUUAGGGUCAGCUAUAGUUGACUGCAAUGACAUGAUGAUUGGAAAUCCCAUGAUCUAAGGCCCAGGGCCACUAGCUGGAUGCCCCAAAGAUUACUUUUGGGCCCACUGACAUUCUUGUAAUGACCCUGAUAACAACAACAAAGGCAGCUACACCGUAAACUAUGGUCUGCAGCAUGUGUCUGCUUUAAAACAGGUCUGACUUAAACCUUUAAACAACUGCAGUCACAGAGUGAAGCCAAACAUUUGGAUCUUCAACAGACUUGUGCUUAAACCAGGGCUAUCAUUGAAAGACAUUUGUGUUUCUGUAAAUCCCAUGUUUAUCUUGGGACAACAGACAGGCAACGUUAUAAUGGUUUUAUGAUUUUCUACUGAAAUAAAGGGCAAAUAAAAGAUUUAAGGACACAUGGGCUUUUAAAUGCAUUGCUGUGUGUACGUGAAAGCGUUCAAUAACUGCUGGACAUAUAAAAAAAAAGACAAUAAAAAAACAGCAAUGAAAUAUCUGGCAUGCUGAUGCAUUCCAAAAUGCUUAUUCAAUGAAGUAUGAAGCAAAACCUGUGAAGUUGUAACAAAAACUGCCAAUCAUCAAUGGACAACAUCAGGAGUGUGUUUAUCUUUGCAUUUCUGAAUGUUUAGUAAUGUACUGCUGCUCAUGAACAUCAUUGUCAUGCACAGAUUUUCAUAAUUAUUACAUGAUUAUUACAUUUAAAUCACAGCGAUUGAAGAGAAGCGUGCAAUUAGAAUUGUCUUGCAAAAUGACAAUGGUAAAUGGUUAAAGACCUUUAUAGAUGGCUUUAAUUUAACAUUUAAUGUGCCAUAUGAAUGUUCAUCUGUUUAUAUAGUCGUUGGUGAAGACUAACUGGGGCUGAGACACCACCUUAGUAAACGUCCAAACCAACUGCAGCUUAUGUGUAACCAAAGGGCUGAAUGCACAAGCCUGAAUUUAGCACCACGUGUACAAUGCUAAUGGCUACAAACGUGCAUCCAAACAAAGCGCCCACCAAGCAGAGACGGGCGGGAAAAAAACAUUUUAUUUGUCCUCUGACUAAAAGUCUUAGUUGAAGGAGAGUCGCAUUUCAGGCUCACUCAGACAAUCCAAAACAGGCCAUUCCUUCCUGAUAAACCUCACAUGACGGUCCAAACUCAUUAACUGCUGUGUAUUUAUGUGUCAGAUAAACAUGAAAGACCCAGACAUGUCACUUUCAUAACUGCGCUGUCUCUCCCUCUGUUCUGGUCCUUUCAUCCCAGAACAGAACAGAGCGAUAUGAUGUUUCCCUCCAGAACAUUAUAUCUACAUCUGCUUUAGAUUUUAUUUUUUAUAGGUAUACGUUAUCUGUCAGACAGGGGUGGGGAGAUCAUUUUCAUGUACUGUUUCCAUAACAUGACAUAACACUGUACAAACAUAGCUUCAGAAGGCUCAUGUUUUGAGUGAUUACUUUUUGCAUUAUUGCUAUAUAUACAGAGACUGGACCCACAAAUCCAUAUUCUGCUUUAUCCUCAGGUACAACCAGAACAGGUCACCAGUUCAUCACAGGGCCAACAUGCACAGAUGAUUAACUAUUCAAUUUCACGGUCAAUUUAGAGUGUCCAAUUAAUCUAAUCCCCCAUUUACCCGGAGAGAACCCUCGUGCACAGGGGGAGAGACCGUCUUGCUGUGAGCCAACAAUGUCUCCCACAGACCCCACAGAUGGGUUAUGGGAGACAUUUUUGGCUUCAGGUUUUUCAGGCUUUUACUUAGAAACUAAUUAUUGUUUUGAAUAACACAUGUUUUACCUCAGCCAAGAUAACAUCAGGUGUUAAAGUCUGUAAGUAAAGUUAUAUUAGUGGCAGUAAAAAUAGCCCGGAAUGUUCUAUAUAAUGCACAUAUUUAUAAUGCUCUUCAUAUUUUUCAUUGUUUUUUUGUUUUUUUUAAAGGGUCCCUGUGUAAUAUAAGUUUUGGAAAAACAGAUAUACAUUAUUAUAUACUCUGUAUGUAUAUUUAUAGUGUGUACACAUUUUGGAAAUAUCCUCCCCAUGCAGCCCUGCAUCGACUUGACAUAUAACUAUGUGAAAUGUUAAAAAAAGAAAGAAAGAAAAAUGAAGAUCAAUAACAGGUGACUGUUUACUCUAAAUAUGAUCUGCAUACUGUACGUCUGCCUGUGUGUAUGUUUUGUGCACAUGUGAUUUCAGUAAUGUUAUUAUUGACUGUUUUAAAACUUGAAGCAUGUUGUUGGCUAUUGUAGCUGUUGUCAAGUAUGGACUAUUUUUGGGGUAAAAAAAGCUGAGUUUAAAAUGCUUUUCUGGCGAUUGUCUGAAUUCAGAGGCACUGAUUGUACUGUCCUGUAUAAUAAACCUAAUUUAUCUGGUUCUCCAAAACGUAAAAAAGGAGAUAAA
Messenger RNA from Solea solea (common sole), 4451 nucleotides. RefSeq names its product beta-2 adrenergic receptor-like. Gene Ontology annotation, molecular function: beta2-adrenergic receptor activity; norepinephrine binding. The transcript has 4 exons. Gene Ontology annotation, cellular component: membrane. Gene Ontology annotation, biological process: norepinephrine-epinephrine-mediated vasodilation involved in regulation of systemic arterial blood pressure; adenylate cyclase-activating adrenergic receptor signaling pathway; negative regulation of smooth muscle contraction. NCBI's taxonomy places the organism in Eukaryota, Metazoa, Chordata, Actinopteri, Pleuronectiformes, Soleidae. The record is from RefSeq and is a predicted model, not a curated record. Bases 288 to 1778 code for a protein of 496 amino acids.